This is a messenger RNA of Pygocentrus nattereri (red-bellied piranha), 3752 nucleotides long. RefSeq names its product VANGL planar cell polarity protein 1 (gene vangl1). The transcript has 9 exons. Bases 282 to 1853 code for a protein of 523 amino acids. The record is from RefSeq and is a predicted model, not a curated record. Gene Ontology annotation, biological process: multicellular organism development. NCBI's taxonomy places the organism in Eukaryota, Metazoa, Chordata, Actinopteri, Characiformes, Serrasalmidae. Gene Ontology annotation, cellular component: plasma membrane.
GGCAUGAGUCCAGCAGCCACUGCUGCCUGGAAAAGGUGAAAGGAUAAGGGUGUUAUCUCUGAAGCUGGCUGACUGUGUGUGUGUGUUAGCGCAGGAUUUCAGACCGCCAAACACAUUUUAGACACAUUCUCAUGGAGAUGUUCUCGAGGUGAUCAGGUUCAUAUUUGAUAGCUGAUUGACGUCACUCUUUGUAGCCUGAUCGACAGCCUGUGGCCUAAACUGUUCUCUGGCCACCCCCCACCAAAUCUCUUCACCAAUCAUAGGGCAGACCUGCUAUCGCCAUGGACACAGACUCCGUCCACUCAAGCCACUCCCACCACUCACGAGGAUCAAACAGACACAGUGAGCGCAGUAGGGAACGCCACAAACCACGCAGCCGUGACGGCAGCAAUCGCUCCGACAAAAACGUCACCAUCAGCACCACGUCCGCACACUCAGCAGGAGCAGAGCAGACCCCCCCCACCACAGAGCCACAGGAUGAUAACUGGGCUGAGACCACCACAGCAGUCACAGGCACUUCUGACCACAGCCUGUCUCAGGAGGACCUAGCGGGUUUUGGUAAAGACUCUGAAGCUCCUGUGCUGAAGCAAAGCUGGCUAGCCUUCCUGCCACUGGCUCUCACUCUGUUUCUGGGUGUCCUGGUGCUGGUCACUCCACUGGCCUUCCUGCUGCUGCCCCAGCUACUGUGGGCUGAGCGCCUGCAAGCGUGUGGGACAGCUUGUGAGGGCCUUUUUCUCUCUCUGGCCUUUAAACUGCUGAUCCUGCUGCUGGCAGGCUGGGCAGUGUUUCUGCGGCGGCCACGAGCUGCAUUGCCCAGACUCGCCAUCUUUAAAGCCCUGCUGGCCCUCCUUACGCUGUUGCUGCUGUUGUCCUAUUGGCUCUUCUUCGGAGUGCGCAUCCUCGACUCACAGGACGAGAAUUAUCAGGGUAUAGUUCAGUUUGCCGUGUCGCUGGUCGAUGCUCUGCUGUUCACACACUAUCUGGCUGUGGUUCUGCUGGAGGUUCGACAGCUGCAGCCGUGUUUCAGCCUGUGUGUGAUUCGCUCUACUGAUGGAGAGACAAGACACUACAACCUGGGACAGCUCAGUAUUCAACGGGCAGCUCUGGUGGUCCUGGAGCACUAUUAUAAGGAUUUCUCUGUCCAUAACGCUGCUCUGCUAACUGCUGCGAAGUCCAGAACAGCCAAACAUCUGGCAGCUCUAAAGGUUUACAGUGUGGACGGUCCCAGCAGUGACGGUGCAGCAAGUCAGUCUCGAGCUAAAAUGGCAGCAGCUGCUCGACACAAAGACACUAGCCACAGCGAGCUUUACUACGAGGAGGCUGACCAUGAGAGGAGAGUCCGCAAACGCAGAGCACGGCUGGUGGUGGCUGUGGAGGAGGCGUUCACACAUGUGCGGCGGCUGCAAGAGGAAGAAAAGAAGAAGCCUCCGGGUGAUGUAAUGGACCCUCGUGAAGCAGCACAGGCUAUUUUCCCCUCGAUGGCCCGUGCGCUGCAGAAGUACCUGCGCACCACCCGCCAGCAACACUGCCAUAGCAUGGACAGCAUCCAGAGCCACCUGGCCUUCUGCAUCACCAACAACAUGACCCCCAAGGCAUUUCUGGAGAGUUAUCUGACCCCAGGACCCACCCUGCAGUAUGGGAAGGAGUGCUGGCAGGUCCUGCAGUGGACGCUGGUCAGUGAGGCUGCAGUCACUAGCCCUCUGCGGGAUGGCACUGAGUUCCAACUGAAAAACCCUGACUUCAGUCUGGUGGUCAGCAGCAAGGCCAUCCCUCACCUCAAAAUUAGCGAGGAGUAUGUCCACCCCAAAUCACACAAGUUCGUCCUGCUGCUGCAGUCGGAGACGUCCGUCUGACUCUCUGCUCCAUCCGUUUACAUUUCUACACAAUAAACUUUGGAACAGGGAUUUUUUUGUUUUUAAUAAGUUCCCCCUAUUUUUUUUCACUUUUUACAAAUCACAUUUUACAUAUCAGACAUAUUUUGAUACACAACAGUGUCUUUUUUGUGAAACUGGAUUGUGAAAAACGGUUAAUGUAUAGGAAAGACAUGCCUAGUAUUUGCAAGUGGGAGGUUGUGUAUGUGCGUAAGUGUCAGUGUGUGAGUGUUUGUGAGAGUUGCGCAAUGUAUAAGAAAAAAACAACAUGCUUACUGUAUAUUAAGAGUGAGGGGUCAAACUAGUGUUAAGAUGAUAUUAUAUAUAGGAAGUGUUGUGUUACAUGCCACUUAAAAUGCCUGCCGAUCAAAGAAAAAUACAUUUUAGACACAUAUUAAAGGAAUAUUACUGAAUUUUCUAACCUAAUCUGUCUGAUAUCAUAUCAUCAGUUACCAAAGACAGUCAUUUUAAAGGGUUGUCUUGUUCAUAUAAAAGUUUGGAAAAAAUCUCGUUUUGAAAUUCACUUACAAUUGGGCACUUGCUCAUUUCUGUGAAAAGAUUGAACUCCGGAGCAACACUGUCUUUUUCCCUAACGUUUUCUGGUGUAAUUGCUCAAUCAAGCACAGCCUUUGGAAACUCCACCCACAAGUAUUUCCUUGUGGAAAAUUUGUCAUCUUCCUAAAAGAACCAACUCUACAGAUUUAUAGCUGAAUUUAUACAACAGUGUUUAUUAUUUCACAUAAACAUUUCCUGAUGGUAUUCCACGAGGGCAGUGGCCUCUUUCAGAACGAUAAUGUGCCGUGCCACACUGCACACAUUGUUCAGGAAUGGUUUGAGGAACAUGACCAAGAGCUCAAGGUGUCUGACCAUCACUUGUGGGAAGUGUUGGAUCUGCAGCAUCUUGGUGCUAGAGAUGGUGCCAGAUACUACACGGCACCUUCAGAGGUAUUGCAGAGUCCAUGCCUUGGCAGAUCGGAGCUGUUUCGGCAGCCCAUCAACAGCCUAUUAGACAUGUCAUAAUGUUUUGGCUCGUUGUAGAAAUGUUUUGUGCAUUCUAUGGGAUUCAUUUCUUUUUAUAGAGUUUAUUUGAAUAGCUUUCUAGAUUUGAAUAGAUUUCUGCUCACUGUGUGCUGUCUUACAUUGCUUUCAUUGUGCACCACAUCCUCAUUUCUGUGAUAUAAUCACUGUAGGAAAACAACAAAGUAUGAAAAUAGAAGCCCAGGUAUGCUGCCUAAACCUUUCUGAUAAACUGUGUCCUUCAGCAGUUUUUGCUAUUUACAGGGCUGAAAAUGUUCACCAAAAGUGUUCAUGAACAUAAUCAUAUUCAAGAAACUAAUCACACUUACCAUACUUUUUACUCAUUGCUCCCAAAGACUGUUUUGGCUGUGGCAUUUGAUUUUAUUUUGUCCUGCUCGUUUUGCUUUUACUGUGUGCUCUGCUGCUGCCCUUUAGUCUCUUUACAUUUGUGGUUAAAUUGAAUCGCUUUUUCUGUGAACAUGCUGGCCAUCAACUCCUUGCAUUUUUUAUAACAAUAGUGCAUUUUUUUUGUAAAUUAGAGGUGUGUCAAGCCACUAAACAGUGAUGUUAUGUUUUGUAUUUUUUUUACAUUGAUAUUUGGAUGUAUAUAUACGUUUGUGUAUAUAUUUAAUUUAUGAGUUCAUGUACAAACAUUUUGUAUACCUCUUUUAUAUUUUGUGUGUAUAUAUUUAUAUGAUAGUAUUAAUUAGUUUUUUCUAUGUUAAUGUAGGCCUCUUUCUUGUAUUUUUCCUUUGAAGUCAUUAAUAUGAAGUCCCCUGCAAUGAAAUCUCCUGUCUGUAUAUGCAUUUACUGAAAAGUUCUGAAAAGAUUUCAGUUCUAAUAAAUUGUAUAUAAAACACUUAA